AUGGGUAGGUUGCACGAAUAUCAAGUAGUUGGUCGUAAAUUGCCAAGUCCAAAGGAUCCCGUUCCAAGACUCUAUCGUAUGAGACUUUUCGCGCCCAAUGAGGUUGUCGGGAAAAGUAGAUUCUGGUAUUUUUUGACAAAGUUGAAGAAAAUCAAGAAAGCUGCCGGCGAGAUCGUUUCCAUCAAUGAGAUUUUCGAGAAAAGACCACUGAAGAUUAAGAAUUAUGGCAUAUGGCUCCGUUAUGACUCUCGCUCUGGUACUCAUAACAUGUAUAAGGAAUAUCGAGAGUUAACCAGAACAGAUGCUGUUUCUUCCGCCUAUCAAGACAUGGCUGCUCGCCACCGUGCCAGAUUUUCUUCCAUUCAAAUUAUACGUGUUGCCGAAUUGAAAACCUCUCAGGUGAGGCGUCCUUACAUUAGGCAACUCAUUGAACCCGAUCUUAAGUUUCCACUCCCUCAUCGG
Molecule: messenger RNA, 462 nt
Organism: Acaulospora colombiana
Lineage: Eukaryota; Fungi; Glomeromycota; Glomeromycetes; Diversisporales; Acaulosporaceae
Source: the annotation of a GenBank genome assembly